This is a messenger RNA of Charadrius vociferus (killdeer), 1362 nucleotides long. RefSeq names its product methionine sulfoxide reductase B3 (gene MSRB3). Lineage: Eukaryota; Metazoa; Chordata; Aves; Charadriiformes; Charadriidae. The record is from RefSeq and is a predicted model, not a curated record. Bases 46 to 600 code for a protein of 184 amino acids. The transcript is spliced from 6 exons. Gene Ontology annotation, biological process: response to oxidative stress; protein repair. Gene Ontology annotation, cellular component: cytoplasm. Gene Ontology annotation, molecular function: peptide-methionine (R)-S-oxide reductase activity.
CCCCUGUUCUUUGCCUCUGGUUUUGUUGGUGAGGAUAUCACAGUGAUGUCUGCAUUCAACCUGCUGCAUUUGGUGACAAAGAGCCAGCCAGUGGCCCUGCGAGCCUGUGGGCUUCCCUCAGGGUCAUGUAGGGAUAAAAAGGACUGUAAGGUGGUCUUUUCCCAGGAGGAGCUGAGGAAGCGGCUGACGCCCUUGCAGUACCAUGUCACUCAGGAGAAGGGGACUGAAAGUGCCUUUGAGGGGGAGUACACACAUCAUAAAGCUCAAGGAAUAUACAAAUGUGUUGUUUGUGGGACUCCUUUAUUCAAGUCAGAAACAAAGUUUGACUCCAAUUCAGGUUGGCCUUCCUUCUAUGAUGUGAUCAGUCCUGAUGUAGUUACUUUCAAUGAUGAUUUCUCCUAUGGGAUGCAUCGGAUUGAAAUAUCCUGCAGUCAGUGUGGCGCUCACCUGGGGCAUAUUUUUGAUGAUGGACCUCGCCCAACUGGCAAACGGUACUGCGCAAACUCUGCUUCGUUAUCUUUCAAGCCAGCAGACAAGAACACUGCUGGAGAAGGCAGCGGUAACGCCAGUCCUGCCCAAACAGGCAAAGCUGAGCUGUAGGAUGAAGCAAAGCCUGCAGAAAACUGCGCUGAUCCCACACAGCUUACAAGGAAUGUUUUCUAAGUUGCCUGCUCUCUUAUAUCCUAAGAAUGUUUAAAUGUAUGAAAGCAUUUUGCACCAUCCUUCUUCCUCACGUUUUCGGAACUGAGGCCUUGCCUGCCGGUGCAUUUACUAUAUAAUUGGAUUGAAAAAUGUGUUGACUGACUCCACAGGUUUUCUUUUCCUUUCUUUUCUUUGAGAUUGCUUUGGGGAUCCCUUAAAUUGAGAGGCUUUGGCGUCAUUAGUUAGUUUCUUCUUAGUGCUGUGUUACUCUAGGUUUGAACACUAUCCCUUUUUGUGUGGGAGAUGGGACUUGUGUUUAUCUCCAGUUUAUAGGAAACUUCUGGGCAUAAGAAAAUCCUGAAUUCCUAGCACAUCUCUGCUUUGUUCUGACUUGCGAGGCACGCAGCCUUUCGUCGUAUGUAUUCAGCCAUCUCCCAGCAUCAGCCGCACCCUGCAAAAACUUGUAGUUAUGGCUGUUCUUUCCCAACUGAGAGAGAUGGAUGAGAUGUAAAGCCCAUCCUUUGGCUAAUUUACUGCCAAUAUUUCAAGGGUGUGGUUGAAAGGACAUAAACAUUGUCUCAGCAUCUAUAUUUCCCCUUUGUUUGGUAUUUAAAACAAGGUUUUAACUAGUAACACUCAUUUUUACGGGCUACUAAUGAGGCUUUGUCUUUUUGUGAGGCCUGUUCAAUAACUGUGACUCAAAUCUGAAUUAAAGUUGAA